Molecule: messenger RNA, 1170 nt
Organism: Trichomonas vaginalis G3
Lineage: Eukaryota; Parabasalia; Trichomonadida; Trichomonadidae
Product: lipoteichoic acid synthase family
Exons: 1
Coding region: 1-1170 (389 amino acids)
Source: RefSeq, a predicted model, not a curated record
AUGAUCUCAUUGGCAAUACCACUCUACAAGCCGAAUACGUUAACAAGUAGCGAAUUUUUGAGAGAAAAUUCAGUGAUUCCAGACAUGAAAGUUAUUGAAUUUCCUGAGAAAAAGAAAAACUUGAUAUUCAUAGGCCUUGAAGCCUUUGAAACAAUGUACUUUUCUAAAGAACAUGGCGGAGUUUUCGAUGUUCCUUUGGCUCCAAAUUUGGAGAGAAUUGCAUUCCAAAACAACUCAAUUUUCUUUUCCAAUCUCGAUGGAGACAAAGUUGGCGGCGUGAAUGUUAUUCCGAGAACGAGGUUUACUACCGCAGCUUAUUUUGCAAUGCAAUGCGGCUAUGCUUUUCUUUCCGAUCCAACACCAACAGGAAAUGUGUAUUCCGAACAAUAUUUUCCUAAAUUCAAAUGCAUUGGAGACAUUUUAAAAGAAGCAAGAUACAACAUAACAGUUUCUUAUGGAACACAUCCUCAUGAUUUCGGAAUUGGAGACCUUUUCAAUAGCCACUCAUUGAUACAAGUUUGGUGGAGAAAUGACAUUGAUCCCAAUAAGAAAGGCAUUUAUGUUUUUGAUAGAAAAACAAUUCCUUUCUUUAAAAAUGUUUUGACAGAAAUGGGUCAAUCAAAAACUCCCUUUUUUGCUUCUGUUAUAACAACGGAUACUCAUGAACCUGGCUUUGUUUGUCCUGAUUGCCCUCCUGGAGAAAGUGAUUUGUUUUCCACAGUGAAAUGCUCUGAUAAAAGAAUCGCUGAUUUAUUGGAAUGGUGCAAGAAACAAAGUUGGUAUAACAAUACUGUUAUAGUAUUAUUCGGAGACCACAUUGUAAGAGGAAAUGGAAAUCCUGAAAUCGCAGAGAAGCAUCGCUUCUCAAGACGUCCUUUUAACUUGAUUAUUAACUCUGGUUUGGAGAAUAAGAAUAAUAGAAAGAGAGAGUUUACAAGUAUGGAUGUGUACCCAACAGUGAUUUCUGCAAUUGGAGCUAAAUUGAAAACUGAACAAUUGGGAAUGGGUGUAAAUUUAUUCAGUGGAGAACAAACUUUAGUCGAAAAGUUUGGUCUUGAGAAGUUUAUUAAGGAAUGUGAAGGCACAAGAAUUUUCUAUAACCAUGUUCUUCUUCGUAAAGAAGAUGAUAUUAGAGUUUUAGGUUUCUUAAAUGGAACAGUUCACGCUUAA